AUGACAAGUAUCAUACGAACCGAGUAUGCCGCCUGUGAAGCACUGAAACAGAACACCUCGUAUAAUUCUGGCGGAUGCGCCGUGGACUUUGACAAGUCGCUAUGUUGGGCAAGUGCACGUUUAGGACAGCAAAUGACCAGGGAUUGUCCUUUCAAAUACUGCACUUCAAUACCAGGAUGUGAAGAUAUUAAAGACAAGUACAUGGUAUCCCGGAAUUGUAACAACAUGGGAGUAUGGCAAGACUCUAACUACUCCAUGUGUAUAAAAGUUGUGGAGGAAUAUGCACAAUGUCUUCAAGGAUUCUGCAGAGUUUGCCCAGAGUUUUUACGAGAUUUGGUGAUAUCAGUGUCAUUAACGUUAUCUAUUGUAUCAGUGAUACUUCUGGUGGCCGCAAUUAUAUUGUUUUCAGUUUUUGAUUCUAUACAGUGUCGGAGGUUAUCCAUUCAUAAGAACCUGGCGACUGCUUUCGUGUUUCGAUUUGCUGUACUAGCCAUCUGGACUAUAGUGCAGUCAACCAACCUGUUCCAAGACUGUACUCGGUUUCACCCUCAACCAUUAUGGGAUUUAGAAUGGAUCUGCAAAGCCAUUCUCUGGUUUGUGAUCUACUUCCAGGUGGCAUCCGUCAUGUGGAUGUUAAUAGAAGGAGCGUUCCUAUACAGUCGCUUCACUGUGUUUGCAAUGCGACACAGUGACGCGCCAUGGUCUCUCUACCUGGCAUGCGGAUGGGGUGUCCCAUUUGUGGUUGUCACUGCAUGGACGAUAGUUCAUCAGUAUAAGUCGAGUCAGCUGCCGAAUUCGUUUUGCUGGGUACCGUAUGCUCAAGGAAAUCAUCUUUGGAUUUUAGCAGGGACUAUGGGGUCUGCAUUAAUUAUGAAUUUGAUAUUUCUACUGAUGAUUGUGGUGAUAUUGGUUCAAAAGUUGAGAACAGAAAAUUCCGCUGAAUCUAAGAAAAUCUGGAGAACAAUAAAAGCAACUCUCCUCUUAGUGCCACUCCUCGGAAUUUCAAACAUCCCACUUUUUUAUGAGCCUGAGCACCCGAGCUCUGUCUACAUGCUCGGCUCGGCUAUCUUACAACAUAGUCAGGGAAUCUUCAUUGCUGUUCUCUACUGCUUCCUGAAUAGUGAAAUCCAAGGAGCACUCAAAAGACAACUUUCAAAAGUUCCAUUCGAGUUCUUCAAAUCUAGGAAUCGUUUUGAAACCGAGAGAACUUAUGUCCCAGAAAACCGAAAUGCUACCAAAAAUGGAGUUCCGAUGGAGGAGCUUAAUGGGACAAAGAAAAUUGAAAGCGAAAACACCGAGUCUCAGGAUCAGGUUAACACCGACAAGCAAAUCUACUCAGUGACCACCAAAUCGUGA
Molecule: messenger RNA, 1356 nt
Organism: Caenorhabditis remanei
Lineage: Eukaryota; Metazoa; Nematoda; Chromadorea; Rhabditida; Rhabditidae
Exons: 11
Coding region: 1-1356 (451 amino acids)
Biological process (GO): adenylate cyclase-modulating G protein-coupled receptor signaling pathway; cell surface receptor signaling pathway
Cellular component (GO): plasma membrane
Molecular function (GO): G protein-coupled peptide receptor activity
Source: RefSeq, a predicted model, not a curated record